GUCCCUUCUCUCUAUCAUGUCCUUUUUUUCUGUUCAACCUCAAGCUUUCAACAAUAAGCCCGAAACAGGCAGUGUUGUCAAUGCUGUUUCUGAAACCACACCCAGAUUGUUUACACCUAUUACUUGUAAAUCAGUCACAUUUCAUAACCGUAUUGUCGUUCCUCCUAUGUGUAUGUACAGUGCUACAGAUGGCUUUAUGAACGAUUUUCAUGUCAGCCAUUACGGUUCUUUUGCUAUGAAAGGCGCUGGCUUGAUCAUCAUUGAGGCUACUGCUGUUGAGCCUCGAGGCCGUAUCUCGAAUCAUGAUUUAGGUCUUUGGUCUGACCAGCACAUUGAGCCUUUGAAACGUGUUGUUGAAUUCAUCAAAUCACAAGGUUCUGUUCCUGGUAUUCAAAUUGCUCAUGCAGGUCGUAAAGCCAACAUGGCCUCGCCCUUCAAUGGGUACAAACUAAUCUCUGAAGAAGAAGGCGGUUGGCCAAACGAUGUAGUGGGUCCUUCUGAUCUUCCUUUCGAUAGACAAUAUGCUCAGCCCAAGGCUUUGACAAUUCAUGAAAUGAAAGAAAUCACACAGAAAUGGGUUGAAGCUGCUAUCCGUGCUGAUAAGGCAGGUAUACAAGUCCUCGAAAUUCAUAGUGCACAUGGCUACUUGUUGCAUAACUUUUUAUCAGGAAAUUCAAACAAACGUACAGAUGCUUAUGGUGGUUCCUUAGAAAACCGUUUACGGUAUCCUUUAGAAGUUGUAAAGGCUGUUCGUGAUGUUUGGCCUCAAGAUAAACCUCUUUGGGUUCGUUUCUCUGGUACUGACUUUAAGAACCCCAAUGCAUUAGGUCAUGAUCAAGAUGGCUGGGAUAUCCAUCAAUCCGUUGCUUAUGCUAAGGCUUUAAAAGAAAUCGGUGUUGAUGUCAUGGAUGUGUCAGCUGGCGGUAAUCUUCCGAUCACUUAUUCUGUGGGUCCUCUUUACCAAGUUCCUCUUGCAGACACCAUCAAAAAACAAGUUAAUAUUAGCACCGGUGCUGUAGGCUUAAUUACCGAACCCAAGCAAGCAGAAGAUAUCUUACAAGAAGGUAAAGCCGACUAUAUCUUGAUUGGCCGUGAAUACUUGCGUAAUUCUGCUUGGGCUUAUCGUGCUGCUCAAGAAUUUGGUGUUGAUGUCAAAUGGAACAACCAAUAUGCCCGUGCUAAGCGUAUACCCAAGCUUUAACUAAUAUAGAAAAUAA
Gilbertella persicaria is the source of this 1217-nucleotide messenger RNA. RefSeq lists its product as uncharacterized. The transcript has 2 exons. The record is from RefSeq and is a predicted model, not a curated record. Bases 17 to 1201 code for a protein of 394 amino acids. NCBI's taxonomy places the organism in Eukaryota, Fungi, Mucoromycota, Mucoromycetes, Mucorales, Choanephoraceae. Gene Ontology annotation, cellular component: intracellular anatomical structure. Gene Ontology annotation, molecular function: NADP binding; NADPH dehydrogenase activity; FMN binding.